This is a messenger RNA of Saccharomyces kudriavzevii IFO 1802, 1641 nucleotides long. RefSeq names its product Flr1p (gene FLR1). Gene Ontology annotation, molecular function: fluconazole transmembrane transporter activity; xenobiotic transmembrane transporter activity. Lineage: Eukaryota; Fungi; Ascomycota; Saccharomycetes; Saccharomycetales; Saccharomycetaceae. The record is from RefSeq and is a predicted model, not a curated record. The coding region runs from base 1 to 1641 and encodes 546 amino acids. Gene Ontology annotation, biological process: xenobiotic detoxification by transmembrane export across the plasma membrane. Gene Ontology annotation, cellular component: membrane. The transcript has a single exon.
AUGGGAUAUACUUCAACCUAUAAACACACUAUUGUCGUUGACUUCUUAGAAUAUUUGGGUAUAGUUGCCAAUAUAGAAACUUUGCAGAGGGCCCGUGAAGAUGAUGGACAGAAAGAAUAUAAUGACAAAAAAGGAAAGAAACCUGACUACGAUAUAGAAUGCGGUCCUGAUCUAUCGUGUUCCGAGUCGUCUACCGGUCCAGACUCUAGUAGUUCACAAAUAGAGAAAUGUGACCCUUUUCUUGUUGGUUGGAAUGGACCAGCUGACCCUGAAAACCCCCAAAAUUGGCCGCUGGUAAAGAAAUCAUGGGUGGUGGCCCAGAUAAUGCUACUUACUUGCGUCACAUACAUGGGUUCCUCCAUCUAUACGCCUGGCCAAGAGUAUAUUCAAGAAGAGUUUCGCGUAGGUCACGUGGUGGCGACUUUAAAUCUUUCCGUGUACGUCCUUGGUUAUGGGUUGGGCCCCAUAAUAUUCUCUCCACUAUCAGAGAUUGCACGUUACGGUCGUCUCAAUCUUUAUAUGGUGACUUUGUUUUUUUUUAUGAUUUUCCAGAUUGGUUGUGCCACUGUGCAUAACAUUGGAGGUUUAAUUGUCAUGCGUUUUAUUAGUGGUGUAUUAUGCAGCCCAUCGUUAGCUACUGGUGGUGGUACAGUAGCGGAUAUAAUUUCACCAGAAAUGGUUCCUCUGGUUCUGGGUAUGUGGUCAGCCGGUGCUGUUGCUGCACCAAUCUUGGCCCCCCUGCUAGGUGCUGCUAUGGUCGAAGCCAAAAAUUGGCGGUUUAUUUUUUGGCUAUUGAUGUGGUUAAGUGCUGCUACUUUUGUCUUGUUAGCAUUUUUUUUCCCUGAAACACAACAUCACAACAUUCUGUACCGUCGUGCUAUGAAGUUGAGAAAGGAAACUGGUGAUGACAGAUACUACACUGAACAGGACAAACUAGAUAGAGAAGUUGAAACCAAAACGUUUUUGAUCAAUACGUUAUAUAGACCUUUCAAGAUGAUUAUCAAGGAACCGGCUAUAUUAGCUUUUGAUCUCUAUAUCGCUGUUGCUUACGGUUGUUUCUACUUAUUUUUUGAAGCUUUCCCCAUUGUAUUUGUAGGUAUCUAUCAUUUCAGUUUGAUUGAAGUAGGAUUGGCCUAUAUGGGGUUUUGCGUUGGAUGUGUGUUUGCUUAUGGCCUAUUCGGUAUCCUAAAUAUGAGAAUUAUUGUGCCACGUUUUAGGAAUGGAACUUUCACUCCAGAGGCCUUUUUGAUCGUGGCAAUGAGUGUUUGCUGGUGUUUGCCUUUCUCUUUAUUCUUAUUCGGUUGGACUGCUAAAGUGCAUUGGAUCCUACCUGUCAUCUCAGAGGUUUUCUUUGUUUUAGCUGUCUUCAAUAUUUUCCAGGCUACUUUUGCAUAUUUGGCCACAUGUUAUCCAAAGUAUGUGGCAUCUGUGUUUGCUGGCAAUGGUUUUUGUCGUGCCUCAUUCGCUUCUGCUUUCCCAUUGUUCGGUAAAGCAAUGUAUGACAAUCUAGCUAUCAAGAACUAUCCAGUCGCAUGGGGCUCGUCCUUGGUGGGAUUUUUCACUCUGGGCCUAGCGACCAUCCCAUUCAUACUUUAUAAGUAUGGACCGUCACUACGCGCCAAGUCUUCUUAUGCAGAUUAG